This is a messenger RNA of Dovyalis caffra, 690 nucleotides long. The record is from the annotation of a GenBank genome assembly. NCBI's taxonomy places the organism in Eukaryota, Viridiplantae, Streptophyta, Magnoliopsida, Malpighiales, Salicaceae.
AUGAAGAAGCAAGAUCCAGAUUUCAAAUGGCCUGACAUUGUGGAGUCAUGGGAAUCCUUGACAGCAGGAUCUAUGCAACUCCUAAAAGGGGCAUCAAUCUUCCUUGUUGGUGAUUCAACUGAAAUUAACCAACAAGUGGCUCGAGAACUUGCUGUUGGUCUCGGGUACACACCACUUGAUACACAGGAGUUGCUGGAAACAUUUGCUAAGCAAACAAUUGAUUCAUGGGUGCUUGCUGAAGGCUCUGACUCUGUAGCUGAGGCAGAAAGUGCUAUAUUAGAAAGCCUGAGCAGUCAUGUACGUGCUGUUGUUUCAACAUUAGGAGGGAAGCAGGGAGCUGCUGCUAGGGCUGAUAAAUGGCAGCAUUUUUAUGCAGGAUUCACUGUCUGGUUGUCACAGACUGAAGCCUUAGAUGAGGAUUCAGCAAAAGAGGAGGCUAGAAGGAAUGUUAAACAUCGCAGUGUAGCAUACUCAAAUGCUGAUGUGGUUGUGAAGCUCCAAGGUUGGUCUGCUGAUUAUGCCAAAAGUGUUGCUCAGGCAUCCUUGAGUGCUCUCAAGCAGUUGAUUCUGUCGGACAAGAAACUUCCAGGUAAGAAGAGCCUUUAUAUAAGGUUAGGAUGCCGUGGUGAUUGGCCAAACAUCAAGCCUCCUGGUUGGGAUCCAUCCGCUGAAUCUGAAUCGACCUCCUAG